CAUAACAUCAAAAUGCACGGGCUUGUUGCAGCGAAUACGGUGGUGGCUGCAUCGGCUUGCUCGGUGUGGGAUGUCUACGGCACCCUUCAAGUCCUCACAAUUAUAAAUACAUUUCUGCCAAAUGUGCUUGGAACUGUAAAAGUGCUUGACGGUGAUGGACAUGUUGGCACACUUCUAAACGUUACAUUUCCACCAGGAACUCCUGGAGUUGGUUAUAUGAAGGAAAUGAUUACAAAGGUUGAUAAUAAGAAGCGUGUGAAAGAAACAGAAACCAUUGAAGCAGGAUUUAUAGCACUGGGCUUUAGUCGUUAUAUAACUCAAUAUAAAAUUAUUGAGAAAAAUUCUACAUCAAGUAUUAUAAUAUCAAAAAUAGAGUAUGAGCUUGAUGAUAAGUUAGCAAAUCUUACUUCUGUAGUAAAUACCGAACUAGUGGAAACACUUGCAGAAACAGUUGGAAAAUACCUGACUGAGAAGACACCUCCUCCUUAUUAGCAUCUGCAAAAGGAUAUUGAUAUUAUCAGAUUGAUAAUAAUAUUCAAAUAAAAAAAAUAUUUCUAGGCUUUGGCUAUUAUAUUGUAUUCUAUAAGUCUAUUCUAUAAGUGUUAUGUAUUUAGUUUAUAAUUUUCAUUUAUUGAAUUUACAAGCUUUUACGUUGAUGUGUUGUAUUAUAAUAAAAACUUAUAUUUGGGGUUAUCUGGACCUUGCUUUUCCUUUGUUUAGUUACCAACCUAACAGCAACAUAAAGAUUAUACUAAGCUUAGAGUAAAUUAGUAGUCCUAGUUUGU
Messenger RNA from Pistacia vera, 785 nucleotides. Its product is annotated as S-norcoclaurine synthase-like. Gene Ontology annotation, molecular function: signaling receptor activity; abscisic acid binding; protein phosphatase inhibitor activity. Bases 13 to 492 code for a protein of 159 amino acids. The record is from RefSeq and is a predicted model, not a curated record. Gene Ontology annotation, cellular component: nucleus; cytoplasm. Lineage: Eukaryota; Viridiplantae; Streptophyta; Magnoliopsida; Sapindales; Anacardiaceae. The transcript has 2 exons. Gene Ontology annotation, biological process: abscisic acid-activated signaling pathway; defense response.